GGCAGCCCUGGCCUUUCCUCAGGGAGGUGCCGUGUGCCCCUUGCUCCUGUGUACCACAGCUGUUCCUCCACCAGCCGGGACACUGGGCCUGCAGAGGGAUGGCCUUUGAGAAGGGCCAUUUCACCUGGAGCUGUUCUCUCAGCAGAGCAAGGUGUGUGCACAGCUCUGCCAUCCCUAAGUGCUCUCAUAAGGUGAUGGGGAUCUUCUUGCAUUGGUCUUCUGUUUCUGGAGCGCAUCCUGACAGCCUUUGUCAUCCAGAGCUUUCCUGUCUGUUCCCAAGAGGAGUGAUAGCCACAACAUGGAACAACUCCUACGUGGCUGGAGGUAAUGGACAUCCAGCUUCCCGGCUGGGUUCCAGGGCUGAUGCACAGGGAGAUCUCAUGGAUAUGGGUAGAGGGAGAGCUCUUCCAGCUCCUCGGCUGGAUCCUGCACUGGACCUCACCUGGCAUCCCAGGGGUCCUCAAAGAGCAAAGUAUAAAGCUGAAACAGGAAAGCGUUCCCAGCAAUCAUCAGAAGACCUAAAGGAAAUCCUGAAGGAAUUGGACAAAGCAGCACGUGAGCUGGACCGUGAGACUGUGGAGGAGGAGGCGCUUCAGGAAGGAGGCAGCCAGGCAGCACCAGUCUCUGAUGAAAAAAAGGGGGCAAUUCAAUCAACAGGCGUGCCAGCGCUCUCCAACCCCGGGGAAGCCCACCACACCGGCAUCUAUGAAUUUUUUCGAACGAAUACAGGUGUGGAUGGCAAGAGAAAUGCAAAUGCUAUGGAUCCCGAUGAUUUCCAGAAGUACUGCAUAGAAGGCGCCGCGGCAAUCCUGGGCUCCAUGCUGCUUGGGAUGCUAUUGUGUUGUGGCAUCUAUGUGUGGAGGAAGAGGAGACAGCGCCUCGCUGCAGCUUCGUGAGCCCGGCCCAACACCAGCAACUACCCCUCACACCUAGACAGCCGGACCACCCCCCUCAGCAACCCUGAGAGCCAGACCCAACACCAGCAGCCAUCGCCUGUGCCUGGAGAAGCGGCCCGCCAGCCACGGAGCAUCGGGGGGGGCGACCGGCCCCCACCAGCCUGGACACCCACCCGGUCUGCCCGCCUCCACCCCGACCUCCGUAGCUGUCCAACUCAGCCAACCGGCUGUUGCGGGACCAGCCCAGCACCCUCCAGCCCCCGGAGGAACUCAAACCAACCCCCGCCCCCCCAAGCCCAUUGCCCCAGCCCUCCUGCAAGGGCCUGAGGCAGCCCCACCGGGGUACGGGUUUGGGGUGCGAUGACAGACUCCCGGGCAACAGCUUCAGGGGUUGACCAUUUAUUUCUGAGCAAUGGCAUGACAAUAAAUACAGACCCGUAGCACAAUUGUCUGGGUUGUAUCGGCAGCAAACCCAGAAGUUCACCAGUUCUGGGCCAAACGGCAUCUUGGGGCACGCAGGGAUGUGGAUGCCCAUGGUGUCAGCAGUCACGGAGCUGGGCAUGGGACCCGCCGACGGCCGGGGCAUGGGACCAGCCUGCUAAAUUUUGAGCCACAGAGGCGCCGGUGGGGCUCCUUAACAGUUCAUCACCCCCACCUCUGCUCCCUGUGCCAGCUCUGUCCCAGGGUGCACAGGACAGGGAUAUCAUGGAGGGCAAUACCAGCCCCAGCCCCUGCACUGUGUGCACACCAAAUAUACCACAUAAGGCAAAGCCACAAAUUAAACACACAAAGCUGCUGUCAGGCUAUAAUGGUGACAUCGUCUGUUCUGGUUUUGGCUGGGCUGGAGUUAAUUUUCUUCCUAGCAGCCCAUAUGUUGCCGAGUUUUGGAUUUGUGACCAAACCAGCGUUGGCAGCACACCCAGGUUUUAGCUAUUGCUCAACAUUGCUUGCGUGGCACCAAGGCACGAGCAAGCUGCGGUUGCGCUGGUGGAUGAAAAACUGGAUGGGAGCUGCCAGCGUGCGCUGCAGCCCAGAAAGCCAACUGUACCCUGGGCUGCAUUCAAAGCGUGGCCAGCACGUUGAGGGAAGGGAUUCUCCCCCUCUACUCCAUUCUCCUGAGAUCCCACCUGGAGCACUGCAUCCACCUCCGGGGUCCCCAGUGCAAGACACGGACCUGUUAGAGCGGGUCCAGAGGAGAAUCCCAGGGCUGGAACACCUCUCCUGUGCAGAAACGCUGAGAGAGUUGGGGGUGUUCAGCCUGGAGAGCAGAAGGCUCCAGGGAGACCUUGCUGUGGCCUUGCGGUAUAUAAAGGGGGCUUACAAGAAAGGUGCGGAAAGACUUUUU
Messenger RNA from Grus americana (Whooping crane), 2241 nucleotides. RefSeq lists its product as uncharacterized. Bases 99 to 896 code for a protein of 265 amino acids. The transcript has 9 exons. Lineage: Eukaryota; Metazoa; Chordata; Aves; Gruiformes; Gruidae. The record is from RefSeq and is a predicted model, not a curated record.